AGAAGUUUCGUGAUGGACAAUCGGUGUGUUUGGCUCUCAUUUUGCUUUCAUUUUGCGUGUGUAUUCUUUCCAAUCAGCCUGAGUGUGUCAUCAAACAUGCACUCGGUCCUCUGCUUUAAUGUGAUUAUAGGAAUCAGGGUUUCUUCAGCAUACUGUAGUACCUGGAGUCCGCGAGAGCAUCCUUCUACUGGCCAAACAGAAUGGAGCUGACAGCGCCUUCUGAGCUCUGAUUCGUCUCAACGCUCACACUUGAAGGGACAUCGGUAGGAUCCCUCUGGGUACCACCCAUAUCGAAUGAAACUGCACCUUUGGGCACUAGUUGCAUCAUCGUCACCCAGAUCAUUGGGGUAGUGUAUUGGUUUCAUGCGUACCCUCGCUGAUCGCGAGAUACCCCGUGCCAAAAGGGUCGAAGGACGUCAGUCUUUUAAGCCAUUGGCCUAGACGAGUAGGAUGGCCGCGUUUUUGGGGCCUGCAGGGAGGAUGGGAUGCUCGGACUUGGAGACUUGCGUCCCGCGGACCAUUCUCCCGCGGGCAGAACGAAGGCUCAGCACGGUUCCGACACGCACAGUGCGGCCAUUGUGCGCACCAUCACUUUUCUUCUGUGUUCACCUUCAUCGCGCGGUCGCUUCGCCGGUCUGCACCUCCAGGCCAACUCCAUGCCCCAUCUGCUUCGACCAUUGAGAAGUAGCCGAGAAGCACAAGGUCUCCCGCCGCGCCAUCGGACCGGACCCGACUGGAUUAUUGCAACUUAAAUAGCGUCCCGGUCUCUUCCGGUUGCGGUCACCCUCAUUUUUACUGAAAAUCCUCACACCUGGGGCUCUCGUUGACGCGCGUUAACAGGCUAAAGAAAGCCCAUCGUUGCAUUACCAUCGACUCCAGGUCUGCAAGCUGAUGUGUCUUUUGCGACAUGCCCCUUGGAAUGAAUUGAUCGGAUGCAGCGUCCGUCGUGACAACUUCUAGGGUGGGGCCUUGAGGACGAUACUGUACUUCUGCUGAUGGCCCAGUGCCGGGACGACCCUUCAUUCCUCAGUCUUCAGAUCCAAUGCGAUGAUCACAAACCAUAUUUUAUGACACAGCUUACUUGCGCCCAAGCAACCUCCCUGCGACCCUUAGCCUCAGCGAGACACAGCCCAGAAUCAAACCAUAUGUUCUGUCUAUAAGCGAUUGAUGAGGUCUCGUCGACGCAUCUUUCGCGUAGCUCCGCUGUGCUUCUGAAGCCUAAUUGGGGCUAGGUUGCUUCAUGAUUUGCGGUCUGAGCUUUUGGCGUCGAGCUUUCUCUGCUAGAUUCCAGCUCUCACGCGCCUUUUUCUCAGUGCAGAAACGCCUCACUCUGAGUAACGUCGUACUGAUUCAACCUUCUACGGUCUCUUGCUAGUUGGGUCGGUCCCGCACUCGCCGGGCAGGCGGCAGGUCUGUGAUGUCAUUGUUGUAGCAAAUACCGGCAAUACAUUAGCGAUCACGGUAAGCACCACCUCAUGAUCUGCAGACAUCCUGGUCGCACCUAGUCGCACACGACAAGCCUCGGCCACUGAGUGACCGCCUGGCUCCCUCUGCGCUCAAACGGCC
This is a messenger RNA of Coniophora puteana RWD-64-598 SS2, 1566 nucleotides long. RefSeq lists its product as uncharacterized. The record is from RefSeq and is a predicted model, not a curated record. The transcript is spliced from 2 exons. NCBI's taxonomy places the organism in Eukaryota, Fungi, Basidiomycota, Agaricomycetes, Boletales, Coniophoraceae. Bases 486 to 752 code for a protein of 88 amino acids.